AUGUCACGAAAAAGAGUACAGGUACAUGUCUCCGCGGCAGAUACCAGUCUGGAUUCAGAAUUUUUGUUUCCACAUGCGCCAAUGCACUACGAUAAGAAAGAUGAGGAAGCAGGUGAUGAGACUGAUGCAGUGGCAACAAAUAUUGAUGGAGAUAAACUGAAUAUAGCCGUACUGUUAUUUUUGUAUAUAUUACAAGGUAUUCCUCUGGGAUUGGCUGGAAGUAUACCAUUAGUUCUUCAGGGACGCAAUGUGGGAUACAAACAACAAGCAAUGUUCAGUUUUGUUUACUGGCCAUUCAGCGUGAAAUUAUUGUGGGCUCCCAUUGUUGAUGCUGUCUACUCAACCAAGUUCGGUCGCCGAAAAACCUGGCUUGUUCCAACUCAGUACCUGAUAGGAUUUUUCAUGAUAUUUUUAUCGCAACAUGUCGGAGAGCUUCUCGGGGAUGGACAAGAAGGCUUUGUGCCAGAUGUUUUUAUGUUAACUGUCAUUUUUUUCAUGUUGAAUUUUUUGGCCGCAACUCAAGACAUCGCUGUUGAUGGGUGGGCUUUGACAAUGCUGUCACGACGAAAUGUUGGCUAUGCUUCCACAUGCAAUUCGGUGGGACAGACUGCCGGAUAUUUUCUUGGUAAUGUUGUGUUUCUUGCAUUAGAAUCUGCUGAUUUCUGUAACAAAUAUAUGAGAUCUGAGCCUGAGCCAGAAGGACUUAUUACUUUAGCAGGGUUUGUAUAUUUUUGGGGAUUUGUCUUUUUGAUCACUACAACUUUAGUUUGGUGGUUCAAAACAGAAAAUCCAGAACUUAUUGAUGAUGUAGAUCAGGGGAUUUGGGGAACCUAUAAAUUAUUAUAUACCAUUGUACGUCUACCAAGCAUUCAGUCAUUUAUUGUAAUACUAAUGACUAGUAAGAUUGGUUUUUCAGCUACAGAUGCUGUAACAGGAUUAAAAUUGAUAGAAGCAGGGGUACCUAAAGAACAAUUAGCAUUACUUGCUAUACCAUUGGUACCAUUGCAAAUAAUAUUACCCUGGCUUAUCAGUAAAUAUACCACAGGACCCAGACCACUAAAUAUAUUCAUAAAGGCUAUUCCAUACAGACUGUUGAUGGGAUUGGUGUUUGCAUUAAUUGUUUGGUGGACUCCCUCUGUUGAUCAAGGCAAUGGUGAAUUUCCAAUGUAUUACUACGCAGUACUCAUACUAAAUUAUGGGUUACACCAGAUUUCGCUUUACUGUAUGUUCGUUUCUAUCAUGGCAUUCAACGCUCGGAUAAGUGACCCUGUUAUCGGUGGAACAUACAUGACGUUAUUAAAUACACUAAGCAACCUUGGUGGCAAUUGGCCAAGUACGUUAUCACUUUGGUUGGUUGAUAGCUUAUCAUGGAAGUCUUGUAGUAUUGAUGGAUUAGACUGUGAUACAAGUAUACAGGCUGAGGCUUGUACUAAAGAUGGAGGAGUCUGUCACACAGAUAUAGAUGGGUACUAUAUCGAGACCAUUGCAUGCUUUGUUAUUGGGUUACUGUGGUUACUAUGGAAGCAGAAAACUGUUAAAAAAUUGCAGACUUUGGACGACUCAGCAUGGAAAUGUUCAUAA
Saccoglossus kowalevskii is the source of this 1581-nucleotide messenger RNA. Its product is annotated as acetyl-coenzyme A transporter 1-like. Gene Ontology annotation, biological process: acetyl-CoA transmembrane transport. Gene Ontology annotation, molecular function: acetyl-CoA transmembrane transporter activity. Gene Ontology annotation, cellular component: membrane. NCBI's taxonomy places the organism in Eukaryota, Metazoa, Hemichordata, Enteropneusta, Harrimaniidae. The record is from RefSeq and is a predicted model, not a curated record.